Molecule: messenger RNA, 1182 nt
Organism: Mesorhabditis spiculigera
Lineage: Eukaryota; Metazoa; Nematoda; Chromadorea; Rhabditida; Rhabditidae
Source: the annotation of a GenBank genome assembly
AUGCGCACCUACGUGUUGCUGGCCGCAUUGGCGGUGGCCGGCCUCUCGAAGCACGUCGAGCUGCCCGCGCCCUACACUGAUUUCUGUAUCCUCGACAAUGGCACCAAUCGUUACGAUCCGGGCGAUCAGUUUGAUGUGCCGUGGUUCAACAUCGACCUCGACGCCGACCCGUCGCAGCGCUGGGUGCAAAUUGCCAAGCGCUACAAGCAGGACAUCCACGGCCUCAUCCAAGUACUCGUCGACUUCAUCACCCCGAUUUUCCCGGGUGCACUCGACUUUGUGGACGGUGUCUUUGCCGAGACGAUCGAGAAGUUCCAGUCGCCAUAUCGUGAGGAGCUCAUUUCGAUCUCUCAAACGGCCGACAUUCCAAUCGGCCAAGUGGUGCUGUACAACAUCUUCUACGAGAUUUUCACCGUUUGUACGUCGAUCGUCGGCCAGGAUGCGUCGAACGAUAUGUACCACUCGAGGAACCUCGACUUUGGCCUUUUCCUCGGCUGGAACUACACGAAACACGAGUGGGAAAUCUCGCAGCAUUUGCGCAAAAUGAUCCUCAACGUCAACUGGAUCAAGGACGGCAAAGUCCUCUACAAAUCCAACCACUUUGCCGGCUACAUUGGCAUCUACAACGCGCUGAAGCCAGGCAAAUUCUCGCUCACCGCCAACGAGCGCUUUAUGGCUGAUGGCGGCCUUGUCGGCAUUAUCAAGUGGCUGCUAGACGAGGAGCCGAAUGGGAAGUGGAUGACCACCCUCGCCCGCGAGACCAUGGAGAAUGCUAACACCUACGCCGAGGCGAAAGACCGGUUGAUGAACGUGCCGAUGUUGUCGCCCGUCUACUACAUCUUGGGUGGUGUCAACCCGUGGGAGGGAGCUAUUAUUACCCGUGCCCUGAACGGCACGGAUCUGCUGACAGAGCUGGACCCGCACUCGCCAAAUGGCUGGUAUCUCCUCCAGACCAACUACGAUCCCGACGUUGAUCCGCUGUACCUCGAUGACCGCCAGACACCCGGAGAUCGCUGCAUGCGCAAGCUCGGCCAAAAGGACAUGGGAUUCCAGGGUAUGUACAACGUGCUCUCGUCGAAGACCAACCUCAACAAGCUGACCACCUACACCGUCCUCAUGCACGUGAAAACCGGUCGUUUCGAGACGAUCAUCCAGGGUUGUCCCGGGGACUGCUGGCCAUUC